UGAGCGGCAGGACACUCCGGUCACUACAGGCAGUUAAAACGCACCGAUAGCUUGCAUCUGCCUGACAGGACAAGCUUUGUCUUCUCCAGAAAUGGAUCGGAAGCCCUGGAGUUCCGAAGCUAUCUUCCAAGAAUGUUACAGACGUAAAAAGUUGUCCGUCAUCAUGAAAGUCAUGAACAGCCUACGAAAACAGGGCACUCUGUGUGAUGUGUUGCUGGUGGUACAAGGGAAACAGUUUCCUGCACACAGAGUAGUGCUGGCAGCUGCCAGCCAAUACUUCAACCUCAUGUUCACCAACAGCAUGAUGGAGUCCACGUCCCAUGAGGUGGAACUCAGGGGUGCUGAGCCUGAGGUCAUUGAACUGCUGUUAGAAUUUAUCUACACGGCUCGAAUUUCUAUAAAUAUGAGUAAUGUCCAGUCUCUGCUGGAUGCGGCCAACAAAUACCUGAUUGAGUCUGGAAAGAAAAUGUGUGCAGACUUUCUUGAAAGACAGAUUAAUGCUACAAACUGCUUGGGAAUCCUCGCUCUUGCAGACUGCAUGGGGUGUCCAGAGCUGAAAUUAAAAGCUGGGAACUUUAUCCAUGCCCAUUUCACUGCUGUCUACAAAAUGGAUGAAUUCUUGCAGAUGGACAUCACACAGCUCAAAUAUAUUCUGCAACACAACAACCCCGCUCUGCUAGGGGAGCUGGUUUUUGAUGCUGCAAUCCGGUGGCUGCAGUACGACAUGCCAAACAGAAAGCAGCAAGUGGUGGAGGUGAUGGGAUGUGUCCGCCUCCCACUCAUCUUCAGAACCAUGCCGUACCAGAUGGCACUGGGUGCAAUACGCUAUUACCUGCUGCCCCCGAAAUACCCUGAGUGUUUGGGAGUCGUCCCCCAAUGGAACAGCCAACCACGACCUGUGACGUGUCUUUACAGAAUUGCUGUGUUUGGAGGCUCGCAGCCGCUAUCCUGCCGCUACUUUAUCCCAAAGGACUCCCAAUGGGCAAAUAUCCGCUGCCCCUUUGUGAGGCGUCGAGAUGCCGCAGCAGUCUUUUGGAACAACGUGGUUUACAUAAUGGGCGGCUUGCAGAGUUUCCGGAUUAGAAGUAUGGACUGCUACAACGUCCUGAAGGACAGCUGGAAUUCCAAGAGAGGUCCUCCCACACCUCGGGAUAGCCUGGCUGCCUGUGCUGUCAAUGACAAGAUCUACGUAUCAGGAGGGGCAGAUGUGGGUAGGACAGCCCUUGACAUUUUUGAGUGCUACAACAUAAGAACCAAGACAUGGGAAAGAAAAAGCAGAAUGAUGACGGCUCGCUGCUGCCAUGGCUCAGUGGAGGCCAAUGGACUCAUUUAUGUUUGUGGAGGAGCUUUGAGCAAGAACCCUUUCAGAAUUCUCAACAGAUGUGAGGUGUUUGAUCCCAGCACACAAGAAUGGCGUCGGCUGCCUGACAUGAGAGAGGCCAGGAUGAACCACGGGUUGGCUGUGGUCAACAACAGAAUCUAUGCUCUCGGAGGACAGGGAUACUCAGGUGGGCUGGACUCAGUGGAGUACUAUGACAUUGCCGGUAAUGAGUGGCACAGAGCCGCACAGAUACCAUGGCGCGGCUUAUCUAUUAGGUGUGGCGUGGUGGGGGACGUCAUCUACGUGCUGGCGGGGAUUAAAGAAGUUUCCCAGCUCAGACAUGUAAUGGAGUACCACACAGACUCUAACAGGUGGGUGGUUUGCAACGUGCAAGCGUUUCAUGUGGCCACAUGCCCGAUCUGUGUCAUCGACACGGUUUGGGUUUAACGAGAACUACGUGGCCCUUGGAGAUUCUCAGACAUCGAGCGGGUCUGUUGCAUCAACGUCAUCCUCCUCUUGAUAGUGGACUUUACAGAAACGGAACACAAUGAAUGAGAAUCCGAUUUCAGUCUAUUUGAUUCUUUUGAAUUGCUUGCCUGCUGUUAAAAUGUGUUUUUUUAUUUGUAAAAUAAACUUGAUUCUACAAACUUAAAA
This is a messenger RNA of Dunckerocampus dactyliophorus (ringed pipefish), 1975 nucleotides long. RefSeq names its product kelch-like protein 7. Bases 92 to 1768 code for a protein of 558 amino acids. Lineage: Eukaryota; Metazoa; Chordata; Actinopteri; Syngnathiformes; Syngnathidae. The transcript is spliced from 12 exons. Gene Ontology annotation, molecular function: protein binding. The record is from RefSeq and is a predicted model, not a curated record.